AGCAAAACAAAGUUUUCUUAAUGUUCUUCAAGGGGAUCAAGCCUCACCCUUUUGCUUUGAGUAGAACACUGUACAGCAGCAUUUUAUGCUCACAGACUCACUGAGCUCUGGUGUAUUUGAAAAUUCUGUAAAGAAGUUACUUAUCACUCACUUUUCUCUCCCCCCACAGUGCCAAAUAUGAUCAGGAAUCUCACAGUAACCAACAUCACAACAUCAUCUGUGAUUCUGACAUGGCAAGAACCAGUUGGAAAUAGAUCUUUCUUUAAACUUCUUUGGACUGGUGAUAAAACAAUUGGAAAUGCAUCAGAAAUUACUAACACUUCCCAUCACAUCACUAAUCUGACUGCUGGAGUCAAUUACACGUUUUGUGUCACUGCUGUUACUGCAGAUAACUUAGGAGAAAGUGAACCUUUUUGCAUCUCAAAAUAUACUGUGCCAAAUAUGAUCAGGAAUCUCACAGUAACCAACAUCACAACAUCAUCUGUGAUUCUGACAUGGCAAGAACCAGUUGGAAAUAGAUCUUUCUUUAAACUUCUUUGGACUGGUGAUAAAACAAUUGGAAAUGCAUCAGAAAUUACUAACACUUCCCAUCACAUCACUAAUCUGACUGCUGGAGUCAAUUACACGUUUUGUGUCACUGCUGUUACUGCUGAUAACUUAGGAGAAAGUGAACCUUUUUGCAUCUCAAAAUAUACUGUGCCAAAUAUGAUCAGGAAUCUCACAGUAACCAACAUCACAACAUCAUCUGUGAUUCUGACAUGGCAAGAACCAGUUGGAAAUAGAUCUUUCUUUAAACUUCUUUGGACUGGUGAUAAAACAAUUGGAAAUGCAUCAGAAAUUACUAACACUUCCCAUCACAUCACUAAUCUGACUGCUGGAGUCAAUUACACGUUUUGUGUCACUGCUGUUACUGCUGAUAACUUAGGAGAAAGUGAACCUUUUUGCAUCUCAAAAUAUACUGUGCCAAAUAUGAUCAGGAAUCUCACAGUAACCAACAUCACAACAUCAUCUGUGAUUCUGACAUGGCAAGAACCAGUUGGAAAUAGAUCUUUCUUUAAACUUCUUUGGACUGGUGAUAAAACAAUUGGAAAUGCAUCAGAAAUUACUAACACUUCCCAUCACAUCACUAAUCUGACUGCUGGAGUCAAUUACACGUUUUGUGUCACUGCUGUUACUGCUGAUAACUUAGGAGAAAGUGAACCUUUUUGCAUCUCAAAAUAUACUGUGCCAAAUAUGAUCAGGAAUCUCACAGUAACCAACAUCACAACAUCAUCUGUGAUUCUGACAUGGCAAGAACCAGUUGGAAAUAGAUCUUUCUUUAAACUUCUUUGGACUGGUGAUAAAACAAUUGGAAAUGCAUCAGAAAUUACUAACACUUCCCAUCACAUCACUAAUCUGACUGCUGGAGUCAAUUACACGUUUUGUGUCACUGCUGUUACUGCUGAUAACUUAGGAGAAAGUGAACCUUUUUGCAUCUCAAAAUAUACUGUGCCAAAUAUGAUCAGGAAUCUCACAGUAACCAACAUCACAACAUCAUCUGUGAUUCUGACAUGGCAAGAACCAGUUGGAAAUAGAUCUUUCUUUAAACUUCUUUGGACUGGUGAUAAAACAAUUGGAAAUGCAUCAGAAAUUACUAACACUUCCCAUCACAUCACUAAUCUGACUGCUGGAGUCAAUUACACGUUUUGUGUCACUGCUGUUACUGCUGAUAACUUAGGAGAAAGUGAACCUUUUUGCAUCUCAAAAUAUACUGGUAGGUAGAAUUUUUAAAUAUAAUUUUUUUUUUUAUUUUUA
This is a messenger RNA of Megalobrama amblycephala (Wuchang bream), 1794 nucleotides long. Its product is annotated as receptor-type tyrosine-protein phosphatase H-like. The record is from RefSeq and is a predicted model, not a curated record. Lineage: Eukaryota; Metazoa; Chordata; Actinopteri; Cypriniformes; Xenocyprididae. The coding region runs from base 178 to 1761 and encodes 527 amino acids. Gene Ontology annotation, molecular function: protein binding. The transcript is spliced from 6 exons.